CAAAGUUUAAGGAUUUAUACAACUAAACAAAAAAAAAAAAGAGAAGUUAAGGUUCCACAACAUACAUAGGAGUGGAAAAGCCCCUCUAAGAAUAAGAACACACACAACAAUCUCUCCUUUACGCAAUCAUACAACCAUCCACUACAACCUCCACCACCACCACACCCCAGAAAGGAAGAAACCACAAAAGAAAGAACACAACAACAUCCAACCACAGAGUGGGUGGAAAAGGAAGAAAACGUCAAUAUAUAUAUAUAUAUACAUAUAUAUUCGAUUAUAUAAAACAUACACACAACACCACGCCGAUAAAUAAGCAAAACAAAAGAAACAAACAGAACCUGUUGCUGGCAACAAUGACUACCCUAGAGGAGCAUAUCGUCUUGGCCCCCGUGGAGGCGGUGAAGUCGUCUCACGUGUCGCUGUGCGACGAGGUAACCAAUCAAUCGGUCCUUGACACGGACACGGAUGUGAGCAACACGAGCAGCAGCUCGAGCAGUUCCAGCAGCUCGAGCAGCUCUAGCUCGGGCACGGACACGGACACCGGCAAGGGCAGCAGCACCGUGGGCAGCCUCGAUGUGACCAGCGUUAGUUCGUCGAGCAUCGGGUCGGUGGGUUCGAUCACAUCGCCGGCCCCAUCAACGGCCAAUUCGAAUACAUCGUCGGGCCUGGGCAUGGGCCUGGGUCUGGUGGUGGACAUAGAUAGCGCGGCGAGCAGUCAGGAGUUGAGCAGCCAUGGCGUCACCGAGCUAGACUCGCUGGAGGACUCGUGCGGCAGCCUCAUCAAGGAUGGGGAUAAGCUCUGUAAAUUGUGCAGCUCUCGGCUGGUUAUGCCUCGCAUCUUGACCUGCCUGCAUGUCUUUUGCGAGGAUUGUCUACAGGCCCUGGUGGCCACAGAUUCGAUGUCGGCCAGUUCGCCCAAUAGCUGUUCUUCAUCGUCCUUUGACGGCAGCGAGCAUCAGCACCGUUUGCCCACGCUGUUGGAGUGUCCCGUCUGCAAGGACAUCACACGACUGGGCCCCAAAGGGGUCAAGGGACUCACAUGCGAUUACAUUGUGACCAAUAUACUGGAUCUAUCGAACCUCGAAUCGGAGCAGAUACCCUGCACCUCGUGCAAAAGCAAGGAAGAGGCCAUAUCCCGGUGCAAUGAUUGUGCCAACUUCUUGUGCAACGGCUGCGACAAUGCCCACAAGUAUAUGCGUUGCUUUGAGAACCAUCAGGUGGUGCGCAUCGAGGAUCUACAGAAGAACGUCCAGGACAAGCUGUUCAUCCACAAGCCCGUUUGCUGUAGCCAGCAUGUUAGCGAGAAUCUCAAAUACUAUUGCUUCACGUGCCAGGUGCCCACCUGCAAUGAUUGUCUGCUGGGCGAUCACAAGGGCAGCGAUCAUCACUACGAGACGGCCGUCGUGGCCGAGCAGGCGGUGCGCGCCGAUCUGGAUGACAUCAUUACCGCGACUCUAAAGAAGGCCGACUACUGCAAUGAUGCCACCGGGAAUCUGAGCAGCGCCCUCACCGAACUGCAAGCACAAAACGACAUGGUUCAUCAGCAGAUCGAGGAUAGCUACAAGAUGUACAAGCGCAUGCUCGAGAAAGUCAGAGACGAUCUGAUCAACGAACUGGGGCGCCUACACUCCGAUCGCGAGCUCAAGAUCAUGGAUCUCAUGCAGAGUCUGGAGAACAAUUCGGGCCGGUUGCAGCAGGCAGCACAGUUUGGACAGCGGGCCACUGACAAGGGCAAUGCCGUGGAGUUUCUGCUUCUGAAGCCCCUCGUCGCAGCCCAGUGCAAGAAGCUGAUGGAUCAGACACCCAAAUGCGACAUCAACUACCAGAUACAGUUUGAGACAAAGCCGGAAAGGUUCGAGCAGUUCGCCCGCAAUAUGUUUGGUAAAUUUGAGACCGAAUCCAGCUGCAGUCCGGUGGAUACGCCCAAGCCAUUGUCUCCGGUGCCAUCGUCGCACCAUCAGCACCAGCAGCACUCGCAGCACUCGCAGCAGCAGCAGCAACAGCAACAGCAACAGAUGCAGUCGCAGAUCCAAUUGCAAUCGCAAUCGCAGCAUCAUUCGACGCCUCUGAUUGUGGGCCAUGGCCAUGGCCAAGGUGGGAGCUCCUCCACGCGCGGCAGCUCCUCCGUACAGGGACGCCUCAGUUCGGCUGUGUUCAGUCCCAAUUCGUUGCCAUCCUCGCUGCAGAGCUCCUUCGAUGGGGAUAACUCGGCCAUGACUAGCUUCUCGCUGAUGAGCACUCUGCCACCGGACUCGCCCUCGCAGCUGCAACAGGCGCCCCAGUUGCCGCCGCUCCCACAAAUGCCCCAGAUGCCACAGCUGCCUCAGAUGGCGCAGCAACAGGCACAGCAACAGCAGGCGCAGCAGCAGCAGCAACAACAGACACAGCAGCAGGCGCAGCAGCAGCUACAGCAGAAGCAGCACCAGCAUCAACAACAGCAGGCACAGCAGCAACAGGCGCAGCAGCACCAGCAGCAGCAACAACAAGUGGUACUCCAUCAACCGCAGACGCAACAGCAGCCCAUGCCACCGCAAAUCGCCCAACUGGUGACGCCUCAAGGCAUUGUGCAAGUGCAGCAGCAGCAGCAGCAGGCUCCUCAUGUCAAUCUGAAUACCGGACCUGGACCCAACAUGGCCGCACUUAAUGGCAUGGCCGGAGGCGGCGGUGGUGGCCCACCCUCGUCCUUUAGCAUGCUGGAAUACAAUAUCUCAAGGCUGGCCAGUCUUAACGAAACAAUGUCCGAUUCCCUGACCGAGGCAUUGGCCGUGGGCGGUGCUACUGCCGUACCGAAUGUGGCUCAGGUAACCGCUGGCCCAGCUGUGCCCGGCGGCGCCGGAGCUUCGCACCACCAACAGCAGCAGCAGCAGCAACAGCAGCAGCAGCAGCAGCAGCAGCAACAGCAGGCUGUUAUGCCCGCCUCUGCGGUGACGCCCAGUCAACCAAUCACUUUGGCGGACAUUCUGUCCGGCGAUCAGCGGGCUCUCAACAAUCUUCAGGCCCUGGCCAAAUUGGGACUCAAUAAUAAUGAUGAUCUGUUGUUGAGCGAAAGCUCAUCGGGAAUUGAUUUUUUAUCAGAUUUCUGCCUGCCAGCUGCCACCUCGCCCAGCCUCCAGGCCCUCAAUCCGAUUGUCGGCGGCGUCGAGGAUAUCGGCCUCAACAGUUUCCAUGCCGUUGCCCCGCCGGGCACCACCAGUGUGGUGACAGGCCGCAACAAGGCCACACCCAUGCAGAUCAGGUGCAAAUUCGGUUCCCUGGGCACAGCCAAAGGGCAGUUUAAUUCCCCACAUGGAUUCUGCCUUGGCGUUGAUGAGGAGAUCAUCGUUGCGGAUACAAACAAUCACCGUAUCGAGGUCUUUGACAAGAUGGGUGCCCUCAAGUUCCAAUUUGGGGUAGCCGGCAAGGAGGAGGGUCAACUCUGGUAUCCCCGGAAAGUGGCUGUCAUGCAUAAUAAUGGAAAAUUUGUGGUUUGCGAUCGCGGCAACGAGCGCUCCCGCAUGCAAAUAUUUUCAAAAUGUGGGCAUUUUAUGCGCAAAAUUGCUAUCAGAUAUAUUGAUAUUGUUGCCGGACUGGCCGUCACCGCAAAGGGUCACAUUGUGGCCGUAGAUAGUGUCUCCCCCACCGUCUUUGUUAUAUCCGAAGAGGGGGAGUUGGUGCGCUGGUUUGAUUGCAGCGACUAUAUGCGUGAGCCCUCUGAUAUUGCCAUACGAGACAAUGACUUUUACGUUUGCGAUUUCAAGGGUCAUUGCGUGGCCGUUUUCCAAGACGACGGUACAUUCCUAUAUCGUAUUGGCAAUGAGAAGGUCACCUGCUUCCCCAAUGGCAUUGAUAUAUCGAAUGCCGGUGAUGUCCUCAUCGGGGACUCGCAUGGAAAUCGCUUCCAUGUGGCCUGCUAUUCGCGCGAGGGAGUCCUCCAAUCGGAGUUUGAGUGUCCCCAUGUCAAGGUUUCACGCUGCUGCGGCCUGAAAAUCACAUCCGAGGGAUAUGUGGUCACUCUGGCCAAGAACAAUCACCACGUUCUCGUGCUGAAUACGCUCUAUGUUCACUGAUUGCAAAUUAAAGCCCGCA
Drosophila persimilis is the source of this 4065-nucleotide messenger RNA. RefSeq lists its product as uncharacterized. Gene Ontology annotation, molecular function: zinc ion binding; ubiquitin-protein transferase activity; protein binding. Bases 354 to 4046 code for a protein of 1230 amino acids. NCBI's taxonomy places the organism in Eukaryota, Metazoa, Arthropoda, Insecta, Diptera, Drosophilidae. The record is from RefSeq and is a predicted model, not a curated record. The transcript is spliced from 6 exons. Gene Ontology annotation, biological process: positive regulation of DNA-templated transcription. Gene Ontology annotation, cellular component: chromatin; nucleoplasm.